Molecule: messenger RNA, 1734 nt
Organism: Megachile rotundata (alfalfa leafcutting bee)
Lineage: Eukaryota; Metazoa; Arthropoda; Insecta; Hymenoptera; Megachilidae
Source: RefSeq, a predicted model, not a curated record
AUGAAUCCUCGAGAGAGGAAGCAGCUGGUCACUGAGAAGCACCUAUGUUACAACUGUUUGGAUCCUCACUCUGCUACCGCGUGUAAGUCCACUAAGCGUUGCCAAGUAUGCGUGGGUAAGCAUCACACCUCUCUUCAUUCUAACAUUGAGCAAUUUUCUGCCGCUGGUUCGUCUUCCUUAGUGCAGGUACCCAGGGCAAGUCCUGAGGUGGAGAACAGUCUCAAUUCAGAGCUAGCUGACACUUCCAGCAAGGUUAUUCACUGCGCAACGACAUCCUGUUCCGUGUCUGAGUCGAUUUCGGUCAUUCUAGCCACUGCGGAACUCGUGCUGGAGUCAGACCAGGAAUAUCGGACGCUCGUCAGAGCUCUUAUAGAUCCCUGUUCGGAAGUUUCACUGGUAGAAGAAAGCGUCGCUCAAAUCUUGAGACUUUCCAAAAUUCCAGACAAAAUCCCUCCAGAUAAAAUUCCGGUAAUUGGUGUUGGAAAGACACAGACCUUCACUAAAGGUCCACCAAAUACCCCAAUAGCUCAGGCUACUUCACUUGGGUGGAUAUUAACGGGACCCUUACUCGCCCCCCAAAAGAACAAAGCCGAAUCUCAUCAGGCAAUAUCUUUACAAUGCUCAUUAAUGGAUCCGGACUUAACAGAGACACUCACCAAGUUCUGGAAGCUCGAGGAAGUCCCUUCCAACUCAAAACCGCUCACUAGUGAGGAAGAGGCGUGCGAGAAUCACUUCCGAAAAACGCAUUCUCGGGACGCUUCGGGGAGAUACACCGUGUCUUUGCAAUUCAAAUCUUCACCUUCUCUUCUGGGUGAGAGCAAACGAGCCGCUAUUUCUUUUCUCGCGAAGUUAGAGACGCACUUCAACUCAAAUCCCUCGCUACAAAAAGAAUAUUGCGAUUUUAUUAAAGAGUAUGAGUCGCUAAGACACAUGGAGCGUGUACCGGAACAAGAAAACUUCAGUUCAAACUAUUAUUUGCCUCAUCACGGUGUGUGGCGUAAAACUAACGCGAUUACUAAACUUAGAGUCGUGUUUAACGCCUCACACAAAAGCACUUCAGGUCUGUCUUUAAACGACCUGGUACAUACUGGUCCAAAUCUAUUAUCGGAAGUUUUUUCUAUUCUAUUGCGCUGGCGCAGACAUGCUAUAGCUUUCGUGGCGGACAUUGAGAAAAUGUAUCGUCAAAUUCGGGUAUCUCAAGCAGAUUGUGAGUUUCAAAAAAUCGUUUGGCGAAAUUCUCCUACUUCUCAACUCUCUACUUACAAACUUUUAACGGUUGCUUACGGCAUUGCAUGCGUUCCAUUUCUGGCUAUUCGUACUCUACAACAGUUAAGUACAGAUGAAAAAGAGGUUUAUCCGCUGGCAGCUCUCUGUCUUUUACACGACACCUACGUCGAUGACGUAGUAUCUGGAGCAAACACUCUGGAAGAAGCCAUUCUCCUUAGUCAACAAUUAAUUGCGUUGUUAAGGGCGGGCGGCUUCAAACUUAGAAAAUGGGGAUCUAAUAAUCCCGAUCUUUUAAAAAACUUACCAGCGGAUUACCUUGCUUCUUCCUCUAAUCUUGUGUGCAACUUUGACGCAGUUUCUAGUCUCCUUGGUUUGAGUUGGAACACUUCCACGGAUUGCUUUAUUUUCAACCCUCAACCUCGGAAUCUUACUGGACGCAUAACUAAAAGAACAGUUUUUAGUGAGAUUUCAGGUUUGUUCGACCCACUAGGCCUUCUGGCUCCUGUG